GGAUAAUCCAAAGAUGCACAACUCAGAAAUUUCCAAAAGACUCGGCGCCGAGUGGAAGCUACUGACAGAGAUGGAGAAGCGGCCGUUCAUUGAUGAAGCUAAAAGGCUGAGGCUCUGUAUGGCGGCGCGCUCUACAGCAGUGCCUUAUACAACAGCGCACUGUCUCCAUGCGGAUGUCCUCCUCAAAGGACCCCGUCGCCACCCCCACCAGACGUCAAACGCCCGGUCGCCUACGUCCUGAUGAAGAGUGAUGAGGAACCACCCCAACAUGUCAUAUGAAGGCCGGUGGCGCUCCCGGCGAGAGUCUGGUCGCACUGGGAGCAGCCUUCCACGUCUGUCCAGGAGGAUAGGGCCAGCUCGCCCGAUAGCGUCUAAGACUGAGUAGGAAUCUGCAAACUGGGUUUAGUGACAAAGUGCCCGAAAGUGAAAAUACGAAUAUAAUGUUUCGCGAUGUGACUAAGUUAAUAAGGUGAUGAAGUAAGACAACUGUUGAUUUAGACAAUGGUGCUUUCAUAGGUGACGCUUCCACUAUAAUUCACGAAAAAGUGAUGUUCCGUUCCUUUAUUAAUGUAACACGUUACAUUAAUCCCUAUUAAACAGUGCAAUGUUACAAAAAUACUUUAUGAUCGUGCAAUGUAUAGUUAAAUCGAGUAACUCUCGUUUGAAUAGUUAACAUAUCAUAGCCUAUAGGGUAACUUGUAAAUCUAAGUGUUAGUUAGAAUGUUAUAUGUCAAUUGUAAAAAUGUCAUUUAGUAACAUUUCGUAGAUGCAGUGUUGAUAUUUUUUGCUGUUGGAACAAAAAUUGUAUUAAACCUCAUUUAUUGGGUAUUGUGACCGUUAAAUUCAUCUUUGUCUAGACAAUUAGCUACCAUAAGA
This is a messenger RNA of Hyposmocoma kahamanoa, 876 nucleotides long. RefSeq names its product transcription factor Sox-11-like. Lineage: Eukaryota; Metazoa; Arthropoda; Insecta; Lepidoptera; Cosmopterigidae. The record is from RefSeq and is a predicted model, not a curated record. The transcript has 2 exons. Gene Ontology annotation, biological process: regulation of DNA-templated transcription; anatomical structure morphogenesis; cell differentiation. Bases 14 to 241 code for a protein of 75 amino acids. Gene Ontology annotation, molecular function: RNA polymerase II cis-regulatory region sequence-specific DNA binding; DNA-binding transcription factor activity, RNA polymerase II-specific.